AGUUCGGUUGGCCUUUCCUUUAUAUAAAGCGCACCGGGAUUUUCAGAAGAAUCACAUUCAGCCAUCAAGACUGAACAAUGGUUAACAUGAGCUAUCACCCAUUUUUACUAAAAUACCUAUACUAUCCUAAUCCGAGAGAGUCGAGACGACGAACAAAUAAAAGAAAAAGGAUUCAUUGGGACACGUUAUCUUCAACAACAAAUUGGCAGACUUGAUUAAGCAAGGCUUACUCAAGGUCCAGUGAGCGCCGCGUGGCCGAGCAUCUGUACGUUGAGCUGAGACUGACUGCUGCUGAGUGGCGACAUGACAGCCGAGUGGCUCCACCUGCCGCCGCCGUACCCCCCCGGCGUGGGCCCGCUGUGUGGUGCAGAGUUGGAGGCGUGGUACGAGGACCUGCAGGACAUCCUGGGCUCCGACGCGGGCGGGGCCAAGCUGGCACGCUCUGCCCCGCAGUACGCCGAGGAGCCUGAGUUCCUGGAUGUCCUGGAGAGCUGCUCGCUCACCUGGCUGACGGACGGAGGCCAGACGUGGGCCGAGGGCGUCCAGCGAGUCACCGAGGAGAUCCACACCGCCCAGCCUCUCCACCACGGCUCCACAUCCACCUCCUCCUCGUCUUCCUCCUCCUCCUCCUCCUCCGCCCCCUGCCUGAGUCCGACCGCGGAGGAGCGGCGGUCCGGCGGCGGCGGCGGUGGCGGGGGCGAGGGCCGGCGAGGCGGGGACAGCGACCUGCUCCCCCCGGAGUUCUUCGAGCUGCUGAGCGAGGGAGGGGUGGGGAUGGUGGAUUCGAGCGGCGCGGUGGUCGGUGGUGGCUACCACCAUCACCACCAGCACCUCAACGACCACCAACACCUCCACCACCACCAACACCCCAGCCAGACCCACGCCCAAAACCCCGCCUCGCCGUCCGCCAGCGACGACGAGCUCCCGUGCGUCCCGGCCUCCCCCUCCUGCUCCUCCUCCUGCGACGACGGUGACUCCUCCUCCUCGUCGGCGCCCCCGUCCCCGGCCCCGAACGGUUCGGCCCCCUCGUCGCCGGCCCCCUCGCCGUCGGUCUACACGCCGUCCGCGGUCGCCCCUCAGCGCCUGGGAAAGCGCCGGAGGAGCAGCAGCGGCGGCGGCGGCGACGGGAGCGGCGCCCCCAACGCCUACGUCUCCUCCUCUUCCUCCUCCAGUCCCCGCUUCUUCUCCUCGUCCUCCUCGUCCGCCACAACCAACAACAACAACAACAACACGUCCUCCUCCUCUUCCUCCUCGCCGUCCUCCGCCGCCGCCAAGAAGAGCCGGAAGGAGCGCGAGCAGGAGAACGAGAGGAAGGUGCAGGAGCUGACGGAGCAGAACGAGCGGCUCAAGUCGGAGAUCGACCGGCUGGGCGAGGAGGUGCAAAGGACGCGGCGUGCGCUGAUAGAGCGGCUGGUCAACACCAGGAAGUGAUGCGUUGGGUAGGGGAAGGGGCGACGCGCUCGCUAAGGUAGGCCAGGUUCUGGAUCCGGGAUCGGGCGGGAAAACGGUGGCGGGGCUUGUAGGGUGUCUUUGAAAUGCAUCCGACACGACGAAGGUUGAAACCAAAGACUUGUUUUGUUUUUGUUCCAAAAUGAAGGUAACCGGAGAGAGAUAGUGAUGUUAGGAAAGAAUGAUGAAAGUGGUCGAGGGAAGAGGGCUGCAGCGGCAUUGCGGCAAAUGGAGAGAGAGAGAGUGAGAGAGAUGGAGAGAGAGAGAGAGAGAGGGAAAGACUGCAUGCAAGGAAACGAGAGGUUAAACUUUGAAGGGAAAACGAUGCAAUGCUUCUGAUAAGUGCAUUUAGAUUGUGAAAAAAAAAACUACAAUCAAUUUCCAAUUGAAGCGUUGCAAAAUUCAGCACGUGCAAAAGCCUUAGUGUCUUGUAU
This is a messenger RNA of Gadus macrocephalus (Pacific cod), 1883 nucleotides long. It is a transcript of the gene ddit3, whose product is annotated as DNA-damage-inducible transcript 3. The coding region runs from base 304 to 1431 and encodes 375 amino acids. Gene Ontology annotation, biological process: ER overload response; negative regulation of transcription by RNA polymerase II; positive regulation of intrinsic apoptotic signaling pathway. NCBI's taxonomy places the organism in Eukaryota, Metazoa, Chordata, Actinopteri, Gadiformes, Gadidae. The transcript is spliced from 4 exons. Gene Ontology annotation, molecular function: DNA-binding transcription activator activity, RNA polymerase II-specific; transcription factor binding; protein heterodimerization activity. The record is from RefSeq and is a predicted model, not a curated record. Gene Ontology annotation, cellular component: CHOP-ATF4 complex; cytoplasm; CHOP-C/EBP complex.